Messenger RNA from Ixodes scapularis (black-legged tick), 2381 nucleotides. RefSeq lists its product as uncharacterized. NCBI's taxonomy places the organism in Eukaryota, Metazoa, Arthropoda, Arachnida, Ixodida, Ixodidae. Gene Ontology annotation, cellular component: nucleus. The transcript has 9 exons. The record is from RefSeq and is a predicted model, not a curated record. The coding region runs from base 1 to 2331 and encodes 776 amino acids.
AUGUCCCAAGAGGAGUCCGUGGAUUCCAAAUUCUUUGUCGGCUCCAUCGUGUGGGCCAAGCUGGACUCGUACCCCUGGUGGCCUGCCAUGAUCGACGACGACCCCGACAGUUGCCUCUACGUCUGCAACAAAGACCCUUACGACGAGGAUCGUGUGGUUAACCUUCCCUUCCUGUUUUACAGCGUCAGCUGGGAGUGGCCCGUUCCCCGGAUUUUUGACAGCACGAGCACUCACUACCACGUUACCUUCCUGGACAAGAAUGUGACCCGUGCCUGGGUUCGAGAGGAUCGCUGCAUGCCGUUUUGUCAGGAAGGCGUGCCAGGGAACAAGGUUGUCAAGAAAUACAAGAAAGCAUUCAACGAUGCCGUCGAGAGGGCAAAGCUCGCAGUCAAACUCUCCCUUCCGGAACGGAUAGCGGAGUACUGCUUCAUCAACAACUACCCUCCCUUACGAAGUGCGUCACUGCGACGGACACAGACUAAAUCCAAGCAGCCCAGGAAGAAGUCAACGAAAUGCAAGACCACCACUCAGCCAUUGACCAGUGACAUGCAGACAGCCAAACGUCCCAGGGGCAAACCACCAAAGGUGGGGACCACUACUCAAGAGACUCGGCAAACGCAGUCAGGAAGUGCAGCGACUAGCAGCCUUGGACAAGCAUCCAGACCGGCAUUUAAGGGAGCCAAAGAAAGGAUAGCGGCUUCUAAAAGUGACCAAACGCCAAAAUACCAGUCAGCCACCGAAACCAUAAAAAAAAUGCAGAAAAGGAAAGAUGUUGGGGCUUACCAGAAUACCAUGCAGUGCCAGGAGCAGACGAAGAGUGCAGCGGGCGCAACCAACAUCAUUCAGCAACUUCCACAAUUAGCGGCUGCAGCAGUGCUUCAAAAUUUGCCUUCAGCGCAACCUCAGAUCCAAGAGGAGGCAGCCAUUACUGUCCCCGUUCCAAACAAAGCUUUAAAUCCGAAUCCCGUCCACUGUUUAUCCGCGAUUCAAGCAAACUGUUCCCCAAACGAGGAUCAGCAACCAAAGAUGCACAUCGAAGCUGAAAAACAAGGACCAGUAAGCCCGAUACAAGCCAGCCAGGUUAAAGUUCAAGUCGACACUUUGCCUCUGCUUCAGAGGUUCGGUGCAGCAAGUGAGCAAUCGCGUGUACUGGCACAACUAAAGCCGGCGACCAAGGCUUCUGCCACGAAGUUACCGAAUGGGACACCAGUCUUGUCCGAGACUCUGCUCUCGAUCACGGGAGGGCAGACUCAAGAGAGCUUGGAAGGCAUCGGAAACAUAAAUUCCCUCAUUCAGUUUCUAGGCAACGACGUGGAAAAAGAUGGCCGUUCCGACGAUGGGACCUGCCUGGCAGACGCCAAAACUGAAAUCGUCCCAGCUUCAGAUGCAACAGCGAGCGGAGAGUUGCUUUCGCAACUUAUGCCGAAAGAGUCGACAACGGCGUCGGUGCCACCGUUUGGCGCGGCGUCUCGCAGUGAGCAGAGAAACACUAUAACAAGCAGCGGAAUGCAAAGUGGUGCUGAUCUCGUGCCAGAGGUUGCUCCUAUGAAACAGGUAAAGCAAGGAGUCCCAAAAUUUUUCAAAGAAAAAACAGCUUUCAAAGGAGACAAAAGCAAGACUCUGAGCAAGGCCAAGAAAGAAAUAAACGGCAAACCCAAGAAACUGAAGAAGCCGGGUGCCAAGGAGCCAGCCGCAGACGUUGUUGCCCAACUUUUAAACGAUGCUGCAGCACUUGCAAAACAAGCUAAGGGUCCGGCAGAGAGAGCUGGCAAGGCAUUAGCAUCAGCAAGACCAACUGUGACACCUGCGAGGACACUUAACAAUAUAACGGCCGAGGUGCCGGCAAAACCAGCCACGGCACCGGCAAGCGGCUCUUUCACAGCGGCAACAGUUCUACUGCCGAAACCCGUUGCCAUGGUACCAACGGUGGCAGUACAACUAAAGGAAGUUGCAGCACUAGAAAAACCGGCUGCCAAAACGGGAAGCGUGCAAAAAACCGUCACUGGCAUGCAGGCCACACAUAGAGCGCCCCAUCAAAAGAGACUGUUCAAGGUCCCGACAAAGGAAACGGCGACAACGCCGCCCGAAGCCUUCGCAUCGCCGAAAGAGAUGCCGAUCACGAGGGCAAACUGUGACAAAGAUCAGCUGACCUCCAGCGGAUCGUGGACAACUUUGGAAGACAGCGACUUUGACGCCUUGUCCAACACCACAAGCCUGACAUUUGAUAACGACUUGUCGAGCGCCUCCCAGGACAUAGAAACGGAUUGCGACACUGAUUUCGUAAGCCUCGAAACGGUGGACUGUUCGCAGGCCUUCGCCAUGCAAGAAUAACUCGUCGAGCUCUCGUUUUGAGCACCUGGUGCUGGGAAGGCCUCCCAAGC